UGACAACCCUUGUUAACACAAGCAACAAAGGGCCAUCUGGUAAAAAGAAAGGGCGAUCUAAGAAGGCACAUGUGUUGGCUGCUUCGGUAGAACAAGCUACCCAAAACUUUUUGGAAAAAGGAGAACAGAUUGCUAAAGAGAGCCAUGAUCUCAAAGAGGAAUUGAUUGUUGCCGUAGAGGAUGUACGCAAACAAGGUGAAACAAUGAGAAUUGCCUCUUCAGAGUUUGCUGAUGAUCCAUGUUCCUCCAUGAAACGAGGCACCAUGGUGCGGGCUGCUCGGGCCUUGCUGUCGGCUGUUACUCGCUUACUCAUCUUGGCUGAUAUGGCUGAUGUCAUGAGGCUUUUGUCCCACCUGAAAAUUGUAGAAGAAGCACUGGAAGCUGUGAAGAACGCAACAAAUGAGCAAGAUCUAGCAAAUCGUUUUAAAGAAUUUGGGAAAGAGAUGGUGAAACUUAACUAUGUGGCUGCCAGAAGACAACAGGAACUGAAAGAUCCUCACUGUAGGGAUGAAAUGGCUGCUGCUCGAGGUGCUCUGAAGAAGAAUGCUACUAUGCUGUACACGGCAUCUCAAGCGUUUCUCCGUCACCCUGAUGUAGCAGCCACUAGGGCCAACAGAGAUUAUGUCUUCAAACAAGUACAAGAAGCAAUAGCUGGUAUCUCUAAUGCUGCACAGGCCACCUCACCAACCGAUGAGAACAAGGGGCACACUGGUAUUGGAGAACUUGCUGCAGCACUAAAUGAAUUUGAUAACAAGAUUAUUUUAGACCCUAUGACUUUCAGUGAGGCCAGAUUCAGACCAUCUCUUGAAGAGAGGUUGGAGAGUAUUAUCAGUGGAGCAGCACUGAUGGCAGACUCUUCAUGCACACGUGAUGACCGCCGAGAGAGAAUUGUUGCUGAGUGCAAUGCUGUACGACAGGCCCUCCAGGAUCUACUUAGCGAGUAUAUGAAUAAUACUGGGAGGAAAGAAAAAGGGGACCCACUGAACAUUGCCAUUGACAAGAUGACCAAAAAAACAAGGGAUCUACGAAGACAGCUACGGAAGGCAGUGAUGGAUCAUAUAUCUGACUCAUUCCUGGAGACCAAUGUUCCAUUACUUGUUCUUAUUGAGGCUGCAAAGAGUGGUAACGAGAAAGAAGUGAAGGAAUACGCUCAAGUUUUCCGUGAACAUGCCAACAAGUUAGUUGAGGUUGCCAAUCUGGCCUGUUCUAUCUCCAAUAACGAAGAAGGUGUGAAGUUAGUCCGUAUGGCAGCAACCCAGAUUGAUAGUCUGUGCCCACAGGUAAUAAAUGCUGCACUCACGUUGGCUGCCAGACCCCAGAGCAAAGUAGCUCAGGACAACAUGGAUGUCUUCAAAGAUCAGUGGGAGAAACAAGUGAGAGUUCUCACUGAGGCAGUUGAUGACAUCACUUCUGUGGACGACUUCCUCUCUGUCUCAGAAAACCAUAUUCUGGAGGAUGUGAAUAAAUGUGUGAUCGCCCUCCAAGAGGGGGAUGUUGAUACACUGGACAGAACUGCAGGUGCAAUCCGUGGCCGUGCAGCCAGAGUCAUUCACAUCAUCAAUGCAGAGAUGGAAAACUAUGAAGCUGGAGUUUAUACCGAGAAGGUACUUGAAGCUACAAAAUUGCUCUCAGAAACCGUUAUGCCACGUUUUGCUGAACAAGUUGAGGUUGCCAUUGAAGCUUUGAGUGCGAAUGUCCCACAGCCAUUUGAAGAGAAUGAAUUCAUAGAUGCCUCCCGCUUGGUUUAUGAUGGAGUUCGUGACAUCAGGAAAGCUGUUCUGAUGAUAAGGACCCCUGAAGAGUUAGAGGAUGAUUCAGACUUUGAACAAGAAGAUUAUGAUGUUCGCAGCCGAACGAGUGUUCAGACUGAGGAUGACCAGCUUAUUGCUGGGCAGAGUGCAAGGGCUAUCAUGGCUCAACUGCCCCAGGAGGAGAAGGCUAAGAUUGCGGAGCAGGUAGAGAUAUUCCACCAAGAAAAGAGCAAAUUGGAUGCUGAGGUGGCCAAAUGGGAUGACAGUGGUAAUGACAUCAUUGUGUUGGCAAAGCAGAUGUGCAUGAUUAUGAUGGAAAUGACAGACUUUACUAGAGGUAAAGGGCCAUUGAAGAAUACAUCUGAUGUCAUUAAUGCUGCCAAGAAGAUUGCAGAAGCAGGCUCUAGAAUGGACAAAUUGGCACGAGCUGUAGCUGAUCAGUGCCCUGAUUCAGCCUGCAAGCAGGAUCUGUUAGCAUAUCUACAGCGCAUUGCCCUCUAUUGCCACCAGCUCAAUAUCUGCAGCAAGGUGAAGGCAGAAGUGCAGAAUCUUGGAGGAGAACUUAUUGUAUCAGGGCUGGAUAGCGCUACAUCCCUCAUCCAGGCAGCUAAAAAUCUGAUGAACGCUGUGGUCCUUACUGUGAAAGCAUCAUAUGUGGCCUCUACGAAAUAUCAGAAGGUCUAUGGUACAGCUGCAGUGAACUCACCUGUUGUAUCUUGGAAGAUGAAGGCCCCUGAGAAGAAACCCUUAGUAAAGAGAGAAAAGCCAGAAGAAUAUCAGACACGAGUGAGAAGAGGUUCCCAGAAGAAACACAUUUCCCCCGUACAGGCUUUAAGUGAAUUUAAAGCUAUGGAUUCCUUCUAAAACACUAGGCUUUACGAGGAGGGUUUUAUAUUCCUUUUUGUAUGCAUACCUGCCGACUUGUAUGCGUCUGGCAUGGGGGAAAAAGCUAAUGAAGCAGUGUCAAUUUGCAUGCAACCUGAGGCUCUAUUAAAGUAAUUAACAAUCUGCAACCCACAAAUGCAGACCAAUCUAUUCUGAUGUUACAUAAAGUUAUCCCAAGCUUACUUUUUUUAAACUAUAGCCUAGAAUUGGCCAAAGAAUUUUCACCUCAAGUGUGGGGGUAAAUAAUAAACUGAAAAG
Messenger RNA from Chelonoidis abingdonii (Abingdon island giant tortoise), 2894 nucleotides. NCBI's taxonomy places the organism in Eukaryota, Metazoa, Chordata, Testudines, Testudinidae. The record is from RefSeq and is a predicted model, not a curated record.